Molecule: messenger RNA, 2264 nt
Organism: Rubroshorea leprosula
Lineage: Eukaryota; Viridiplantae; Streptophyta; Magnoliopsida; Malvales; Dipterocarpaceae
Source: the annotation of a GenBank genome assembly
GAACCAGUAGCAAUUUUCUCCUCCCUGUUCCUCUCUCUCUUCGCUUCAAUUCAAACCUCUUGAACCCCCUUUUCUUUUCUCUGAAGAAAGUUACGCUUUUUCUUUCUUUUUUCUUGGGAUUUUGUUUCUCCGGGUUUUUUUUUUUCUUCUUCUCCUUUUUUUUUUGGUGGAGUUAGUUAUGGAUUUGGAGAGAGGUUUCGUUUCGAGUUCUUCGGGUUUGUCUCAGCGUUCCUCGGCGGAGAAAGCGGCGGAUCGGCUGGAGCUUGAGGCUGCGGAGGCGUUGGCUGGCUUGGCGCAUUUGGCGAUGCGAGAGACCGCCGCGGAUUCCGCCGCCAAAUGGGGUAGUAAAGGCAAACGACUCAGAAAGCGAGUCAAGAGCGAGUCGCCGCCUUCUGACCCGGGUUUCAACCCGGCCGACCCCUUCCGAACGGCUUCAGAUCCCACCGAGGAGGAUCAAGCGAAAGCAGAUCAGCUUGAGCAGCAGGUUGUGAUAAGCAAUGUGUUUAUAGAAUCAAUAAAGGCUGAGCAGAAUACUGUAUCACUUAAACCAAGUCCUAGGUGUGCAUCAAGUCAUAAAUCUACUGGUGUGGGAAGGUCAAGACUGAAUUUAACUGAGGCUGAGAAAGAAGAGCGAAGAUUACGUAGAAUAUUGGCAAAUAGGGAGUCAGCUAGGCAAACAAUUCGCAGAAGGCAGGUUCUCUGUGAGGAGUUGAUGCGAAAAGCCACUGAUUUAGCACAGGAGAACGAACGUUUGAAAAGGGAAAAGGAGUUGGCAUUUAAUGAGUAUCAGUCUUUGGAGAGCACAAAUAAAUAUCUAAAGGCAGAGAUGGCUAAGGCUAUAAAAGCUGAGGAGGGAGAAGUUCCUGGAGAAAUUAGGUCAGUGCAUCCUCAGAUGUCUGCUCCUCCAUCUACAAACUGUCCAUUCUUCUUCUACAACCAACAUCCUUUUCCCCCAUUUUGCUGGCCUUCAAUGGCUCAGUCUUCUAACCAACUUCAGACGCCGCAUCAGCCCCAAACUGCCAUCAUUGUUCCACCAAAUGUUCCCAUGCCUGCUUCUGGAAAGCUUGAUCCAUCUCAAGACCCAGGAAACUCCACAAAUGUCAAUGGCUCCAAGAGUCCAUUUUACUUAGUCCCUUGCCCUUGGUUCUUUCCUCUUCCUGAUCAUGGGAAUGGAUUUCAUCCUCAACCAUCCUGUCAUGUGAAUGACUUACAAGAUGAAACAUCUGUAAGUAAUCGAUUCAGUGCUAGUUCUUCUACAAAAACUGUAGCAUAUAGGGAGAAUCAUAAUUGCUCUAUUGAUAUAAAAGUUGAGAAGGAUGCUUAUGGGUCAAUAGAAGAAGCCAGACUUAAUGAUCAGAAUAUUACUCCAGUCAAGUUUCCUUCAGAUGGAGGUGGGCAGUGCGCAGUAGUCCACCCUAAAGAAAAUGUCCUAGUUCCUACACCUGUAACUUCUUCAGGGGCAACAUUUGUUGUUAAACAAGAGAAUCUGUCAGAUUACAUUUCUAAUGUUGAGGCUUCUUCUCUAAGGGCAAGUCACACUUUGAAUCCUUCAACAGUGAAUAAUCAAGAACCAGUGAAUUAUGCAAGUAAAAAAGAACCGGAGGCAGUAGCUGCAGCUGAGGCAAGAAAGAGGAGGAAAGAACUUACGAAGCUAAAGAACCUCCAUGGUAAGCAAUGCCGGAUGCAAUGUUGAGUUUAUAUAUUCUAGUUCACAGAAGGCCUUAUAGGAACUGCUUUGUUGGCUGCAUUCCUCACUCCUCAGAUUAAUUGUCAAGGUCUGAGGCUUUUCUUCUGGUCUCUCUUUCUUUUCUCUUAUUAUUAUUUUUUUGGGUUGGAACAAGGGGAGGGAAGGUGUUCAUUGAAAGGGCAGAAAAUUCUGAUAUCCUGUUUAUUCUUUGAUUGAGCCUAACUACUUCAGGGCUUGGAUGAAAGAAUCAGAAUAAACACUGCCCCUCCCUCAUACAUUUUUUUUCUUUAGCGGCAAGGUAUCUCAUAGUAGAUGAGUAUGCUGUCCUUUCUUCAAUGGGCUUUUAACUUAGAACAGGGCAGUCAGAGUUGGCAUUGCUUGCAAAUGUUACUAACGUUCUGUAACUUAGAACUGCAAGGUUUUACCCCUCUUGCAGAUUCAACAUGCCUGAAGCAACUAUAAGGUGUUACUGUCUUUUCAGGUCCUGUUUCUUCCCUUCUUUUAGUGAUUUUGUAACUUGUGUUAGAGACCAAAAUUUGUCUCAUGAUUUAAGAUAUAAUUAAGAUGGUUAUCUCUC